Messenger RNA from Apis laboriosa (Himalayan honeybee), 2849 nucleotides. It is a transcript of the gene alpha-Catr, whose product is annotated as alpha-catulin. Bases 91 to 2634 code for a protein of 847 amino acids. Gene Ontology annotation, molecular function: cadherin binding; actin filament binding. Gene Ontology annotation, biological process: cell adhesion; Rho protein signal transduction. Lineage: Eukaryota; Metazoa; Arthropoda; Insecta; Hymenoptera; Apidae. The transcript is spliced from 12 exons. The record is from RefSeq and is a predicted model, not a curated record.
GGUAGUGAAGACGCACGAGAAGCAAGAGGGGUACAACGAACCCCUCUAGGCUCGGUUCGAGUCUACGGAGCUCGGAGUUGUGUUCGAAUCAUGGCGACACCCGACCCCGUAGACCCAGCCACCCUAGAGAUAAAGACCCGUAGCAUAGAACAGACACUACACCCACUAGUAAAGCAGAUUUCCACGUUAGUGUCGCACAGAGAACGUCCGCUAUGUUCGGACAGAAGUCUCCGUGCUGUUGCCAGAGUCGGGCAAGCGGUGAAUCUGGCUGUGGAGAGGUUCGUCACCGUUGGCGAAACGAUCGCGGAUGGAAAUCCAGAGAUCAGGGACGACAUGUACCAGGCGUGCAAGAGGGCAAGAGAUGCUGGCUCGGCGAUCGAAAAAUUAUGCGAGUGCGCGACGGAGGACAGCCUAGCUGACCGAGGCUCCGUCGUGAGGGCUGCGAGAUGCCUCCUCGGCUCCGUGACCAAGGUCCUCCUUCUGGCCGACAUCGUUGUGGUGAAGCAGCUUCUCCUCGCGAAGAAGAAGGUUGCCCGUAGCCUCGGCCGCCUCGAGAGCGUUUCCAACUUCACCGAAUUCGUCAAGGCUUUCAGCCAGUUCGGGGCGGAAAUGGUGGAAUUGGCCCAUUUGACGGGUGAUCGCCAAAAUGACUUGAAAGACGAGAGGCGAAGGGCGCAGAUGGCAGCGGCUCGCCAAGUUUUGGAGAGGAGUACCAUGAUGCUGCUCACGUCCAGCAAAACCUGCCUUAGGCAUCCGGAGUGUCCGUCUGCCAGAGAGAACAGAGACACCGUUUUCUGCCAGAUGCGAAGGGCCAUGGACUUGAUACAUUACGUGGUCAAAGACGGUGUCCUCGAUUGCAGCGAGUCCCAGUCUUACUCCAAUUCCCAGAGUCCACAGCAGGAGGAUUGGGACAGCAGCACGGCGUUCUCCGCGUUGAAACACUUCGAGAGGUUGGUCGAAACCACGAGAAUGACUCUCCUAGGACCGGGUUGUCGAGAGACCCUCACCGCCGCGUUAGACACCGUCAUCGAGAGAACGCAGGAUUUCACUGACAGCGCAUACACGAGCCACGAGCACAGAGAGAAUAUACUUCUGCUUUGCGAUCGGGCGCAACUCGAACUCAACACCCUCCUGCGAAUUGGUAACAGUAUGAAUUACGAAGGCGGUGGUGGCUCUCCGAGUUCUGAAAUGGAGCAAGCCGUUCUGGGAGUGUUACGUACCACCAGGGAUCUUCGCCAGCAGCUGUGCACGACCACAAUGGAACAAGCGGCUGAUCUUGGACAGGUAACUAAAGCGGGUCAGGAACUUGUGUCAACGAUCAGGAACGUCGCUUUGGCCAAUGACAGAUAUCUUCUUCAAGAGAGCAACGAGAAAUUUCGCGAAUACAUUGAACACAUUCUCGAGGUGUGCAAAAUGCUGAGACACGUCGCGCUCUCGGAAUCAUUGCAAGUUUCAGCGAAGUUCACCGAAAUUAACUUGAGAAUAUACGGCCCUCAAGUGGUGACAGCGGCGUACACUUUGGCGAGACAUCCUACGAGUAAAAUCGCCAAGGAAAACCUGGAAGUAUUCGCUGAUAUGUGGCAAUGGCUCAUGACCGAUGUGACCACAGUGGCGAAAGACGUGUUGGAAUUGAACCAAAAUCGACCGGAGAAACAAGUUUACAUGUCAUUGCCACGGCCUGGAAAACACGGAACAACGAGCAAGCCGUUGAAACCGGUGAAAUUGGACAGCGAGGAGCAGGCGAAGAUCGCGAAGGCCGGCCUCGAGAUGAAGCUGAUCACAUCCGAGAUGGACGCGGAAACGGAGAAGUGGCAGGAGAGCGGCAGCGCCCUCGAGGAGAACAACGACAUAGUGAAACGCGCCAAGAACAUGUCCUCGAUGGCGUUCUCCAUGUACCAGUUCACAAGGGGCGAAGGGGCGUUGAAGACAACCCAAGAUCUGUUCACCCAAGCUGAGUAUUUCGCCGAGGAGGCGAACAGAUUGUACAAGGUUGUGAGACAAUUCAGCUAUCAGGUACCAGGUGGCCCGCACAAGAAAGAACUUUUGGAAAAUCUGGAUCGUGUGCCAACGUACGUCCAACAGCUUCAAUUCACCGUGAAAAACCCCACGGUCGGGAAGGCGGCCACUUUUACAAAAGUCGACAACGUGAUACAAGAGACUAAAAAUUUAAUGAACGUGAUUUCGAAAGUGGUCACCACGUGUUUCGUCUGCGCUACAAAGCACAAUGUCACGAUGCCGCAGUACGUGGAGCUGAGCCCAACGGUGCCUGGCCUAGCCGAAGAGGAUUGCUUGUACCCGGUUAGCCCCCAAUUGCUACCGUCCACCAGUCCCUACGUGCAACCCCAUCCCCUCACAUCCGCCCAAUUGCACAACAUUCUGAGAGGUCCAAACCUCAACUUUUCCCAAUUGUUCAAUUACAACAACACGUUGGCAAACAACACAACUUCCACAACGGCGACGAGGAACACGACGUCCUUCGUCCAUCCUUCCGUCCUUCCAUACUCGUCACCGAUCACGUCCACACCCAGUUGCGGGCCGCAGGCUCCCUAUUGCCUGCAGAAUCUACAAUUGUUGCAGCUGCAGCUGCAACAGGCACAGCUGCAGCACCUAAGACACGCCACUCUGCCGAGAUAACACAGACUUUCGUUGCACCGCCAACGUGUGCUCUUCACGCGAAGCCACGACGCGAAGCGUUGCCUCUUUACGUUGCACAGUACAACCUGGAUUUCCGAGGUCUGUCGGCGCGUGGGGCCGGCGGCUCGCCGUACAGGGGCGGAGAGGGUGCAGGCGCCGACGGCGACGGUGGCGGUGCUGGUGUCGACGGCAGCAAGACGGGCUCCGCCCCCGGC